This is a messenger RNA of Fraxinus pennsylvanica, 543 nucleotides long. The record is from the annotation of a GenBank genome assembly. Lineage: Eukaryota; Viridiplantae; Streptophyta; Magnoliopsida; Lamiales; Oleaceae.
AUGUCAAAUGUAUAUUCACCCAUCUUUCCUAUUCAAGAACCUCAUCAUUUUAGUGACUAUGGUUUUGACCCUCAAAUUGAUUACUUUCAGGUUUUGGAAGAAGCAAGGAAGUACCACAAGAAAGAGAGUUCAAGAUCUAUAGACACACUCCAUUUCAAGCUGCAAAAGCCCAUUUCCAAAGAUGAAUCCUCCAAGAAGAUCAAGAAGAACAAGAAACGGUGGUGGAAGAACGCCUUCCUCUUCUUCAAGAGGGCGGCACAUGGUGGCGCUGCCACAAAGGAUCUUGAUCAUCAUGGCGGAGUCCAACAUGGCCAUGCAUGCAGAGGACCAAUAUCCGGGCCGGUUUAUAUAACUGAAAGUAGAAGUGGGUCAUCUACCCCUUACCGUAAAACCAGCCGGCCAUCUUCCGGUCCACUCGCCGGAACUUUGAACCCCACGGGGAAAGAUAAGGUGGGGAUCCCCUAUAUUAGCCUUAGGGAGCUUAACAUGGACCAGCAGCAUAGAAUUUCAUCAAAUGCCAUGCCCAUAUAUUUUGUCACAUGA